AUGGUUCUGUGCGUUAUUCCUGGCUGUGGGAAUAGAACUGGUCGAGAUCAAGGAGUGGGAUUUUAUCGUAUACCAGCAGUCGUUACUAAUAAAGGAGAAUUUGAGGAAAAGCUAACUGCAGAGAGGAGAAAAGAGUGGAUCAAAGCGAUUAGUCGCGGCGAUACGGAGGAAAAGCAAGUUCUUGAAAGCGAACGUGUGUGUGGCAAACAUUUUGUCAGUGGAAAGCCAGCUCCUUAUUGGAAUAGGUACCAUGACGAUUGGAUACCGACUCUAAAUCUCGGAAAGAAGAAAUAUGGCCCUGAAGUCGAUGUUAAAGCCAAUGCACAGAGGACCGAGAGGGCAAAGAAGCGAGAACAACUUGCAAUUGCCCGCCAAGAACGCGAAGUGGCAGACAAGCGGAAAAAGCUUAAUGAAAGCAGCCUUCCUGUUGCUGAGAUUGACUUUGGCGAGCCAAGCACUUCGACCAAGGAAAUUCAAAAUGAAGGGACCGAAGGAUCUAGCGAUGAAACAUUUUCUGUGACUCAAACCGAAGAGCUUUGCGAAGGAGAAGAAAUCGCACCGGAAGUAGGUGUAAAGGACGCCGAAUGCCAAAUUAACCCUGACACAAAGGAGGGAUGGUGCCAAACCGCGGAGUUUGAGUAUAUGUUUCAGAAAAACAAGUACCAAGCACCAGGUAAAGAUUUCUUUGAUUCGGAUGAUAAAGUCCGUUUUUACACUGGCCUCCCUUCAAUGGAAGUGCUGAUGGUUGUCUUCGAUCAUGUGUCCCCAUAUGUAACUCGACAAACACAGUCGCUGGAUCGAUUUCAAGAGUUUAUGAUUGUACUCAUGAAACUAAGAUUAAAUGCACCGCUACAGGAUCUUGCCUACCGAUUUUCUGUGUCAGUGUCCACCAUUUCAAGAGUAUUUUAUCAUUGGAUUGUGGUGAUGGAUUCGAGAUUAUUUCGCUUUGUUUACUGGCCAAACAGAGACCAACUUUGGAAGACCAUGCCCCAGUGCUUUCAGUAUGCAUUUGGGAAGAAAACCACCGUGAUCAUUGAUUGCUUUGAGGUAUUCAUUGAAAAGCCUUCCAACUUGCUGGCCAGGGCACAGACUUUCUCAAGUUACAAACAUCACAAUACCAUCAAGGUUCUAGUAGGGAUAACUCCACAGGAACUAUCUCUUUUUUUUUUCAGAAGGCUGGGGAGGUCGUGUCUCAGAUAA
Porites lobata is the source of this 1200-nucleotide messenger RNA. NCBI's taxonomy places the organism in Eukaryota, Metazoa, Cnidaria, Anthozoa, Scleractinia, Poritidae. The record is from the annotation of a GenBank genome assembly.